This is a messenger RNA of Triticum urartu, 519 nucleotides long. RefSeq lists its product as uncharacterized. Lineage: Eukaryota; Viridiplantae; Streptophyta; Magnoliopsida; Poales; Poaceae. The record is from RefSeq and is a predicted model, not a curated record.
ACAGCCGCCAAGCACCAGUCACCACCGGCCAUGGCGCUCCGGCAACUCUGCCUCUGUGGCCUGUGCGUGCUCCUCCUCCUCCAGGCCGUCCCGUUCGCCUGCGGCGGCCGCAGCCCCCCGCAGCCGUGCUACAAGACAGUGACGGGCGUGCCGAGCUGGUGCGCGGGGGAGUUCAUCCUGGCGCUCUUCGACGGCGUCAAGAACCACCCCAUCAAGGAGUACUGCUGCGUGCAGCUCGCCUGCGUCGGCGAGACGACGUGCACCUCCGUGCUCCGCGGCGUCUGCCCGCCCCCGAAGCAGUAUCUGCCGUGCCCGCCGCACCAAUACACGUAGCCUAUAUACAUACAAGCGUGCGUGUGUGUUAUGUGAUCUGCAAGUUGACCGUAAUUUGUCGUACCUGGAGGUUGUGCGCGGAGCAGUAAUAAUCGAUAUGCAGUCCUUCAGUCUGGGGUUGGACGGGGCGCUCACUUUGUGGUUCUUGGUCUUUUACAACGGUCAUGUAGCUAAUAAUUCAGGAAA